AUGAAGAACAAGAGAGGGCACAUGAAGGUCACAGUGAAGCCACUGGCUAAGAGGGAUGUGAAGUCCCAGUUGGAGGCCAUGUGCAAAGCCACAGAGUGUUUCAAUCUUGAUCCAGCUCCAUGGAAGAGUUUCCCCAGUGAUGCCAGUUCAUUUGGGUACCAGGUGAUACAGGUAGAUACAAAAAGGUUGCUGGUUAGCGCCCCUUUGAUCAACUACAGUCAGAAUAAAAGAGGAAAGAUUUACAACUGUGAAACUGGAAGAUCCCCAUGCUCUGAAAUUUCCCUUCCAGAGCCAAAUCAUGCAGUAAACAUGUCUCUUGGACUAUCAAUGGCUAAACAACAAAGUGAUCAAAGUAAUCAAAAACAAUCAAAAAUAGUGGUCUGUGGCCCUACUAUACCCAGAAAUUGCGAAACCAUUACUACUUACAAUGGAAUGUGUUUUCAACUCAGAGAGACACUCAGUCCCAUUGGUGAAGGACAACCUCCAAAACUCGAAGAUUGUCCUAUUAGUGGCACAGACAUUGUGUUCUUAAUAGAUGGAUCAGGAAGCGUAAGUGACGAUGACUUUAGACGGAUGAAGGAGUUUAUGAUAAAACUGAUCAAACAAUUUCAAGGGCGCAACACUCUGUUUGCUGUAAUGCAGUAUUCUUCCGUGUUUGAAAUCCAUAUGGAUUUCAAUGAUUACAAAACACGUGGAAGCUCGUGGGAGAGUCUGAUAAAUGGAAUAAGUCAACAAAAAAGAUGGACCCACACUCCUACUGCGAUUAGAAAAGUUGUCAGAGAACUGUUUGUGCCUAGUAGUGGAUCCCGACCAAAAGCUGUCAAGGUCUUAGUGGUCAUCACUGAUGGACAGACUGUUGGAGACAACACACCUAUGUCAGUUGUUGUUCGAGAGGCUGAGGACAAAGGCAUAAUUCGUUACGCCAUUGGGGUGGGCUCGGCUUUUCAAGAACCGAGCGCAAUGCAGGAGCUGGAAACUAUCGCCUCCAAACCCACAAACAGUCACCUGUUUCGAGUGGACAACUUCCAAGCUUUGGACAAACUAAGAGAUACUCUACAGAAGAAUAUUUUUGCCAUUGAGGGUACUCAAACUUCUGGUGCAUCUUUUCACAUGGAAUUAGCCCAAGAGGGAUUUAGCUCAGUUUUACUGCCCUCGGGAGACCUUCUGAUGGGGACAGUGGGAGCUCUAGACUGGAGGGGAGGUUUCCAGAAAAUCUCAGCACGAGGACCCACUUUUCAUAACAGCAGCAAAAUGGAAGCUAACAGUUAUCUGGGUUACUCCAUGGCUGUUGCUAAGCUAAGAAACAAAAAUAUUGUUAUUUUGGGAGCCCCACGGUAUCAGCACAAAGGAGCGGUUGUUAUAUUUUCAGAUCAAGCAGAGACGAUGCUUGAGAGCAAGCAGAUUGGUUCAUAUUUUGGGGCAGAGCUGUGCGCUGUGGACUUGGAUUCAGACUCCUACGCAGAUUUACUGCUUAUUUCGGCUCCAAUGUACACAGAUGCACAGAGAGACAGCGAGGGAGAAGUCACCGUCUGUGCCUUCCGGAUGAGGUCCAAAGACAUGUGUACACCUCAGCCCUUGGUGGGGGUGGCAGGAAUGAGGGGCAGGUUUGGCACUUCUCUGGCUGCACUUGCUGACUUGGAUGGCGAUGGCAUCACUGAUGUGGCUGUAGGAGCCCCCAUGGAGAACAAUGGCCAGGGAAGCGUGUACAUCUUCUCUGGAACGACAAGCGGAGUAAACCCUGUGUUCUCUCAGAGAAUCCAGGGUUCAAACGUUGAGUCGGGGCUUCGAUAUUUCGGCCAGUCAAUCAGUGGAUCUCUGGACCAGAGCGGAGACAGGCUGACAGACAUUGCAGUGGGGUCGAGGGGAAAGGUCCUGCUGUUCAGGUCCAGACCGGUGGUUUCUGUUGCAGUCACCAUGUCUUUCAGCCCACCGAAAAUUCCCACCGACACCAAGGAUUGUACCAAAGACCUUUCUAAUACUGCAACUGUCUGUUUCACCAUGACGAGCCGUACGAAAGGAUAUCAAGGUGAUCUGGACGCAAGCGUGAAUUACACUCUGACUCUGGAUGCGACUCGAAAUGCUGCACGGUCUCGAGCAUAUUUCACUCCUCAAAAACAAUUCUUAAAUAAAGUUGUUACCAUUAGAGGGGAAAAGAAGAAAAAUUGUGAAAACCAUCAGUUUUCCAUUCAAGCCUGCCCAGAAGAUGCUCUGAAUCCUCUGAUAAAUGAGUUAAGGUUGAGUUUUGUAGACAGCACCCAUCCAGGAGGCCAACUUGCUCCAGUCUUGGAUCCACUUUCACGAAGAAUCACAAAUCACCCAUUAGAUUUUGUGGUGGACUGUGGAGCAGACAGCAAGUGUACUGAUGAUCUCAGAGUGGAUUUCAAUUUCUCAGGAGUGUCUGAGGUACAGGUUGGCAUAGCGCUGGUAUUGAACGUGUCGGUAUCAGUGGAGAACAGAGGGGAAAACUCAUACAACAGUCAUGUCAUUUUCACCUACCCAGCAGGACUGUCAUUUCGAAGAGUUACUGUGGUACAGGAUCCUUUGAGGAGGGCAAGAGUUCAGUGCACUGCUGUAGACAGUGUAGAAGCCACUGUAUUGGGGAUCAGCACCUGCCACAUCAACAGGCCCAUUUUCAGGAGCGGAUCCCAGGUUUUCUUCAUUCUAUCUUUUGGGAUAGAUGGAAACAGUAAUUUUGACCGAACUGUGACGUUUACUGCUAAUGCUUCAAGCGGAAACGAACUGCACACGUUGAGGGAAAAUUACCGGACCAGACAGCUUGGUGUAAAAUACAGCAUUUUUGCUGUUGUCAGAAGCUCAGAGGAAUCAACCAGUUACAUAAACUUCACUGCUGGAAAAAAUGAUCUGAAGAAGCCUGUUUUGCAGUCAUUUGAGGUUGUUAAUUAUAUAAGAGAUUUCAAUGCAACAAUUACUAUAAAGGUCCCAAUUAAACUGGGAGAAAAAGACAUCUGGACCAAUAAAAACAGCAUUCAGAUUAUGGGAUGUAAGGCACAAAAAGAUGAGAACCCUGCCUUUACCGAUUUUGUGGAGAAAUUGAGGAAAACUCCUAAUGUGGACUGUACAGUUGCAGUGUGCAGAGUACUACGGUGUGAGGUGUUUUUGAGAAAAGAUGAAACCUUGUUUUACAAUGUUUCCGGUGAAGUUACUUCAGGCUGGAUAGAACAGACUCAGCUAUCAACUGUACGUUUGGUCAGUAGCUCAAGUAUGGAUUUUGACAAAAACCAGUUUAUUUAUUUUUCCUCGAGUCCCCAAAGCAGCAUUCCAGUCACUGAGAUUAAGACACGUGUGGAUAUGGCCAGUGAGCCGAACUUCACCAAGGAAAUCAUAGGAGGCGCAUUUGGGGCUUUGCUAUUGCUGGCUUUGAUCGCCGGUGGACUCUACAAGGCGGGAUUUUUUAAGAGCAAAUAUAACCAGAUGGUUCAAGAAGCUGGAGGAGAAGCAGAUGGAGGUGAAGGGGAAAAUGCAAGUGCUCCCCCAGCCACUGAAUAGACAACAAGGAAAAAAAACUACAAAAUCAGUUUUUUGUACUGUAUAGAAUGUUUAAAAAAGAAAAAUG
Molecule: messenger RNA, 3574 nt
Organism: Scleropages formosus (Asian bonytongue)
Lineage: Eukaryota; Metazoa; Chordata; Actinopteri; Osteoglossiformes; Osteoglossidae
Product: integrin alpha-M-like
Exons: 30
Coding region: 1-3507 (1168 amino acids)
Biological process (GO): cell adhesion mediated by integrin; cell-cell adhesion; cell-matrix adhesion
Cellular component (GO): integrin complex; external side of plasma membrane
Molecular function (GO): integrin binding
Source: RefSeq, a predicted model, not a curated record